AUGCAUUACUUUUUAGUUUGAGAAUCAACAUUAGGCUAAGUUAGUAUGGUAUGGAGGUUGUAGUCAAAUUGAAUGCAUUGGUUAAGUUAACUUCUUAAAUGAAGAUUAGACUGGUAGAUUCUUUGGUGAAAAAGGUUACACUAUUGAUAAUAAUUCAUAUUUUGUCCAAGUGCAGUUAGUUUACAAUAGAUAAGAAUAAUAUAAUGAAUAUUGGUGCCCCUUAUUUUACAUUGGAGUCUUGAACUUACUUAGCACUGCACAAGAUCAAAAUUUAAGACUAUUUUCACCAACUACUUUAAUGGGAUCAGGAUUGAAAAUAUAUAUUGAAUGCAUUUCGUGA
Messenger RNA from Paramecium primaurelia, 340 nucleotides. Lineage: Eukaryota; Ciliophora; Oligohymenophorea; Peniculida; Parameciidae. The record is from the annotation of a GenBank genome assembly.